Molecule: messenger RNA, 2957 nt
Organism: Helicoverpa armigera (cotton bollworm)
Lineage: Eukaryota; Metazoa; Arthropoda; Insecta; Lepidoptera; Noctuidae
Gene: Phm
Product: Peptidylglycine-alpha-hydroxylating monooxygenase
Exons: 9
Coding region: 265-1287 (340 amino acids)
Biological process (GO): peptide metabolic process
Cellular component (GO): membrane; extracellular region
Molecular function (GO): copper ion binding; oxidoreductase activity, acting on paired donors, with incorporation or reduction of molecular oxygen, reduced ascorbate as one donor, and incorporation of one atom of oxygen
Source: RefSeq, a predicted model, not a curated record
AUUUCUGGCAACACAGCUAUGACGUUAGUCAACUUGUUUUAGUAUUGAUCGAUUUUAUUUGCGAAAUUAUUUAUACAAACACUUGUCGCUUCUCGGUUCAAACAUGCAUCAUUAUUGAGGCAACGCGGCAGUAAAUCACACGGUUACAAAAUAAUAAAAACAAUUACUUUUAUUUAUUUUCUGUGAUAAUUAACGUGAAAGUUCUUAAUUCGUGUCUUGUGCGCCAGUGACUUUAUUUUUUAAAUUGCAUUCGAAUUUUGAAUUAUGGAUAAAUUAAUUUACGUCGUAUUUGCCACGCUUAGCUGCGUUUUAUUAGCAUCAGCGAUUGAAAUUGAUACUUAUGAUUUUCUUAUGCCGAAUGUUUGGCCUCACAGGGAUGAACUCUACUUAUGCACGCCGAUCAGGAUUUCACCACACAGUAAUUAUUACAUAGUCGGAUUUGAGCCAAAUGCCACGAUGCACACAGCCCAUCACAUGCUGCUGUACGGAUGCUCGGAGCCAGGAUCAAAUGAAUCAGUUUGGAGCUGUGGUGAGAUGCAAAGCAAUGAGGUUGAUGAGCUGUACAAUACUGCCAGUCCUUGUCGUUCCGGAUCUCAGAUUGUCUACGCCUGGGCCCGUGACGCUCCGAGCCUGCAUCUCCCUAAAGACGUCGGAUUUCUGAUUGGCAAGGACUCGCCCAUCAAGUACUUGGUGUUGCAAGUGCACUACAUGCAUCGUUUCCCAGAGGACAAAGUUGACAACUCCGGUGUUUUCCUGAAAUAUACGAAGGAAAGCAUGCCUCGUCAAGCCGGCGUGAUUUUACUCGGCACCAGCGGCGUGAUCCCGCCACAUCACAUCGAGAAUAUGGAGACGGCUUGCACCAUCAACGAGAACAAAGUCAUCCAUCCCUUCGCUUACCGCACUCACACUCAUGCACUGGGAGUCCUAGUAUCAGGCUACGUAGUCCGGCAAGACGAGGGCGGCGAUGUAUGGACGUUACUCGGCAAGAAGAACCCGCAACUACCACAGAUGUUCUACCCAGUCGUCAACAUCAAGCCCAUAGAGCGAGACGAUGUGUUAGCAGCAAGGUGCAUCAUGAACAAUACUAACGACUACGCUGUCAGGAUUGGUGAACACUUCUCUUACAGAGCUACGAACAAGGACGAAAUGUGUAACUUCUACCUAAUGUAUUGGGUGGAGAAUGACACACCUUUGGAACAAAAGUACUGCUUCUCUGCCGGACCCCCUUAUUACUACUGGAACCGAGCUCGGGAAAACUUGGGUAAUAUCCCCCCCAGUGAAGUUUAAGCACCAUUGAAGGUUGGCAAAGAGAUUUGGUCAAAAAGUCUGCUUGAAAAACGGUAAUGAACUAUGAUAGUAAGAGCUAAUUUCACCGCUUCUGAAUAAGAAUAUUUUGAUGGUACGUAAGUAAUAAAUAGGAGGAAUUUAAAGCAAGAAUUAAUUCGUAAAAAAUGUUAUUGAAGUCAAUGGAUGGUUGGUUCAUUUGAUUUUGAUCAUUAUGUCUUAUGAGAGACUAGUGUAUAUUGGCUAUAUCUUGGGUUUUCUCACUUCAUAAAAUCCUCGAUAAUAUCAUGAAAUUUCGUGAUCGGUGAUCCUCCAUUUUUUGGGAGUUUAAGAAAACUCCUAUAAACCUAAGCCGUUAAGCAAAUGUACGAUAUGGCUACGACAUAAGGACUAGAGAAGAGAAAUUCAAACAUCUUACUUAAACGUGAUUAAUAUUAAAUUAUUGCUAAUUCAUACAUCAUACAAUGUUCUUAUGAAGAAGAGGUGAACUUGGCUGUAGCAAUUUUGUCGUUUAUUUUGAAGCAUAAUACGAAUUGUAUCAAUUAUGGCAGCUGUUCGCUGUUUAAAGUUUUUUUUUUCGAUUUUACUAUGAAUACAGUAGGUUUAGUGUAUUUUCGGUUUUACCAUGAAUAUCACUUCAAAUUGUGUAUUCAGUUUUAAACUUUUACUCCCAAAUUAUAAGGUCUGAAAUUAACGAAACAUUCCAUAGAUAAAGACUAUUUUUUAUUUGAUAUACUUAUUUAUAUUUAAGUUAAAGAUAAACAAAAGCCUAUAUUUCUUAUUUCAAAUUCGGAAUGCAGACGGAUUUAAAUAAAGAAAAAAAAUAUUAUUCGGAUGUCAAAUUUAGAUUGGAAAGAGGUUCAAUUUGACAAAACAUGACAGAUAUUUACAAUUAUAUAAAGAUCUGAGUGUAGCUAAUUUAAAAAAAUAUAUAGGAAAUUAAUAUUUAAUUGAUCCACUAAAUCUAUACUUCUAGUCAAAAUCAGUAUGAAAGACUUGAUCUAUCGUAAUAAUUAAUUAAGAGCGUGUACGUCAACCGCGCGCCAUUUGGCCUAAAAUGGUACUUUUCAAACCACUGUUUCUCAGUAACUACUUAUCGUAUAACUAUGUUAUUUUUUAAUAACGCAAGGUAAUUUCACUGUCUAUAUAGUUAAUUGAACAUAAAUUUCAAUUUGUGUAGUUUAAAUACUUAAAACCCCUAUAACGUAACAGAUGUUUUAUAAAAUUCCCGUUCAGCGUCUAUUUCGAAGCUUAAAUUCAUGUGAAAACAGUGGCAAAUCUAAUCAUAUUUAUUUUUUUACUCAUAGACGAAAUCUCCAUGCCUAUAGUUAGUUGAAAACAUUUUUUGAUUUAGGUCUCUAUCUUUCAGAAAAAAAUAUUUUAACAAUGUGAAAAAUUGUGAAUUUCAAAUGCUUUUUUUACCUAUCUAUCUUACUUAAUUUAAUAUAACAAUUAUUUACUAUAGUAAUAUAACUCUUUCUUUAAAACAUAAACUUUAUAUUAUAAUUUAAUCUCUCGUUUUUAUUUUUUUAUAAAUUAUUUAAAAACUACUAUAAAACGCUGCACGCGAGUCAACUCAAACCAGACCGCCGCAAGGCUUCACAGAGAGAGAACGUGUCGCUCCGUCACAUCGCGUAGGGUGAAUAACCUCUGCCGUGAAUACCGAGAAUAGA